Molecule: messenger RNA, 4269 nt
Organism: Danaus plexippus (monarch butterfly)
Lineage: Eukaryota; Metazoa; Arthropoda; Insecta; Lepidoptera; Nymphalidae
Gene: Dyrk3
Product: dual specificity tyrosine-phosphorylation-regulated kinase 2
Exons: 8
Coding region: 306-1883 (525 amino acids)
Biological process (GO): peptidyl-threonine phosphorylation; peptidyl-serine phosphorylation
Cellular component (GO): nucleus
Molecular function (GO): ATP binding; protein serine/threonine/tyrosine kinase activity; protein serine/threonine kinase activity
Source: RefSeq, a predicted model, not a curated record
CUAUUUUCUCUCUGGUUCUGUCGUCGGCUCAACCUGCAAGGAAGGGGGUCUUUGUUUGCGUUUCACGUUCGCGUCGCACGGUAUUGUCUGUUAGGAUUCCAUCGUAUCGCGUGCGGGACGGAAUGUAUUCACUUAAGUGGAAGCGUGGUCGUCGCUCUUCUCGUUACAUGUGAAAUGUCGUGCAGUGUCCCAGGGUGGCUCCAUCUAACAGUGCAAGUGCAGUGAGGUGCAGUGUACAGGAGCGAGCGUGGGUCGGUGCGGCCACGGCGAGCGAAGUGCGCGGAGGUGGCGGCGGGCGCUCGGCCAUGACCGGCGACAUGCCUCUAGGGAGCGCGCACGCGUUCGGGCGCGCGUUGCUCCGGGACGGGGCGCUGCCGCCGCUGGAGCCCGGUCCUCCCGCACCGCCGGCGACCACCGCGCAGCCUCCCGACAAGCGACCGCUGUCCGCGGCCGCCAGCCCCGAGCAGGUCAUGAAGCUCUACAUGAACAAGCUCACGCCGUACGAGCACCGCGAGAUAUUUGACUACCCCCAAGUGUACUUUAUAGGCGCGAACGCUAAAAAGAGACCCGGCCUCCUCGGCUUCCCUAACAAUUGCGAGUACGACAACGAGCAGGGUUCCUAUAUUCACAUACCGCACGACCACAUAGCGUACCGUUACGAGGUGCUCAAGGUGAUAGGUAAAGGAAGUUUCGGACAGGUAGUGAAAGCUUACGACCAUAAGAAGCGAGAGAACGUCGCGCUCAAGAUGGUGCGGAACGAGAGACGGUUCCAUAGACAGGCCCAGGAGGAGAUCCGCAUUCUGGAGCACCUUCGAGACCUGGACAAGGACAACACCAUGAACGUCAUCCACAUGUUCGACUCCUUCACCUUCAGGAACCACACAUGCAUCACGUUCGAACUACUCUCGAUCAAUCUCUACGAGCUGAUCAAGAAGAACAAGUUCCAGGGCUUCUCGUUGCAGCUAGUGCGUAAAUUCUCCCAUAGCCUCCUGCAGUGUUUGCACGCAUUGAACAAGAGUCGCAUCAUCCACUGUGAUAUGAAACCAGAAAACGUCCUUCUGAAGCAACAGGGACGUUCAGGAAUCAAGGUCAUAGAUUUCGGCAGUUCGUGUUAUGAACACCAACGUGUGUACACUUACAUACAGUCGAGAUUUUAUCGAGCUCCUGAGGUGAUGAUGGGAGCCAAGUACGGCAUGCCUAUAGACAUGUGGUCGCUGGGUUGCAUACUGGCGGAACUUCUUACUGGUUUCCCACUUCUACCCGGCGAGGAUGAAGCUGAUCAGAUGGCUUGUAUUAUUGAGCUCCUGGGUAUGCCCCCGCAGAGGCUGACGGAACAGGGAAAGAGGUCCAAAAACUUUAUAAGCAGCAAAGGACUUCCGCGAUACUGUACGGCUUCCACUCUCCCUGAUGGUACCACGGUGCUAAGCGGUGGUAUGUCUAGGAGAGGCAAGCCCCGCGGCCUUCCCGGCUCCAAGAGUUUCGUGACAGCGUUAAAGGGCUGCCAGGAUAAAUACUUCAUCGAUUUUAUUAGACGAUGCCUAGAGUGGGAACCUGAAAAGCGUCUAACACCGGCCCAGGCGCUUCGUCACGCGUGGCUCCGUCGCCGCCUACCGCGACCUCCACACGACGAAGAGCCCGCGCCCACUUCUAGCGGCGGGUCGGGCGGGGCGAGGGGUGGCUCGCUGCGGACGCCGCUGACUCGCACGCCGGUCACCUUCAACGCUUCGCAAAUCGCCAAAGCGAAACUCCAAGCAGCAUUAUCUGAGGAGAGUAGCGGUAUGAGUGGGUCUGUGGGCAGUGUGGGCGGUGUGAGCAGCGUGGGUGGCGUGGGCGGUCGGUACUGGGCGGGCGGGAAGCUGCCGCAUCUGCCGGCACCAUCCUAGCGCCCGCCCUCCGCGCGUCGCCUAGCCAAAGUGUCAUCCCUGGAGGCUCCGCGGCGCGCGGCCGGCGUCCGCCUGGAGUUGGAGCGUCGCAGUCUUGACCUUGAGAGAGAACUGAGACACGAACGAGCCUCGGACGGCUCGCUCGACGACCGCGACCACCUCGUAUGAUCACCCACCACCUACCGCCUACCACCCACCAUCAGAUAAAACACUGCAAACUGCGUACACUGCCUCUACCGGAGAUUAUAUAUAACGACUGUUGCAUUUAAUAUCCAUCUGGUCCAUACUUAUUAUACAUCGAAUGUUAGUAUCGUGUCGUGUCGUGUCGUGUCGUGUGGUGUCGUGUCGUGUCGUGUCGUGGGUAGUUUCGUAUAACAGACGUUGACAGUGCAGUGGACGGUGUGACUGUGGAUAUGGCGACUGGCGUUCGGAGUCCGUACUAAGGGCACAGCGGCGGAAUUGAUCUCAAUAAAUAAAUAAACACUCGAAGUAUAUAACGGACAUCUAGUGGAAUUGUGAGUAAAGUAAUCUUUUAAUGUUUUCUAUGUAUUGUACAUGUAACGAGCGGAAGUUUAGUGCCUGCUAAGGUUUAGUUAUAGGUAACUCGACCACUGUUUAAGGUAUAAUCUUUGAACAUUUUUACCGAAACGACUAUUAUCGAGAGUUGAAUGUAUUAUGUUGUCUGUCAGCCGCUCGCGCCAGCUGCAGGGGAAUUAGUAGAAUCUUGUAGUGAUUUUAAACAAGAUUUUAACUGAAUUUAUUCAAUGCUUCUGUACUGAGCGUUAUUUUUUUUUAAUAAUAAUAAUAAUUAUUAUUAUUAUUGUGACGUAUAAUUUUUAUUCUCUCUCGAAUAGAUUUUAAGCUAACGUGUGACUAAAUUACGGUUUUCUACACAAUCGAUGUCAUUUUGUUUUAUAUAUAUAUAUAUAUAUUCUUAUUAUUUUUUAGUUGUACUGUGUAAGCGUUCGCUGUAAGUUGUCCUCAGGUGAUACUGUGACCUUAUAAUCGGGGUUAAAGGAUUUAAGGUUAGUUAGAUGCAAGGCCUUUUUUACUAGUUAAGUAUAGUGCGGUACCGUUGGUUACAAACUUAGUGAUGGUUUGCUAAUAUAUAGAGACGGCUUGAACUCGCACACAGUUAGUUAAUUUCCCGCCAUUACAGAACAUACAUUAGUAUUAAAUCUGUAGUCCUUUGGAUGUUUUUAUUGUUUAUGAAGUCAAACAUAUCACCCUCUUUUGUCUAAGUCGGUUAUAUAUAUAUUUUUUGUUCUACGUGUACUCAGUGCAAUAUGUUUGACAGAAACAUUUCGUUCGUCUUCCUUCUCUACAAGGGCCUAUUUAAAUUUAUUGCAUUUUUUUUGUUUAUUUCUAAUACAUAGUUGUAGAAUAUUUUUUUUUCGAUAUGUAUGUUAUUACAUAGAAAAUUAUAUCGCAAUGAAAUAUAUAAUGUACUGAGGGAUGUUACGUCGGAAUAAUAAUAUGCAGCUCACAAUUUAAUACCUUAUUGUCCCAUAACCGUUCUCCCGACCAUAUUCUGACAUUUUUUUGUGUAAUCAAACAUAAUAUAUUAAUAAUAAUAAUUCAAUUAAUCGAUAUCGAUAACUGAAUAUUAUUAUUUCGUGUGAAUCCCAGUUAUUUUAUAUUAUUGACAGUAACCAUACUCAAAAUAGCAUUUUUUUUUUAUAUAACUUUCAUUUAACUAUCGUAUUAAGUUAACUGCCUUCGUUUAUUAUGCUCAAUAGUUUUAUGUAAGUUGUCUGACGUCGGUUCAGAUGUGACAUUAGUUUAUUUUUUUUUUUUAAUCCGUUUAGAUUUAGACGAAUACUGUAUUUUACGUAAUGGAAAGUCGGAACCGAAGCCUUUUCACAUAGACCGUUGCUGUAUAAACAGUGCCAAAUAAAUAUAGUGUGAGAUGUAAGGCUUCGCGUGAACCAUCCUGUAUGAAAAUGGCAUUUUUGUAUGGAACUGUCCACCAUGGUGUGAGACGGUAUUAUAAUGUGAUAGCUUACUAUUCGGUUCAUGUAUCCUCGUAAUAUUGUAACAUGAGAUACUUUUGUUCAAAAUUUUGUGAAUGUAACCAAAGUGACGUCCUAUUUGACGAGUCGAGUCUAUCCAGUCGAUCUGUUCCCUGUAUGUCGAGGGCUCGGCAUAAAUCAGUAUUAAAUUAAUGAUAAAGUCAAUAGCAUCAGGAACUGCCAGGUUUACGUAUGUUUUUGCUAUCUCAUGAAUCUAGUUACUUUAAUGGCUUUCGUUACUGCAUUUUUCUUUAUAGAUUUUUUUUUUUUUUGUGAAAAUGUGUUCCCAUUUUUUAUGUACCGCUAGUGUUUCGCUGUGAAACUCGUAGCAAAUGUGAAUACUAUACAAUUUAAAUAAAUGAAUUAUAUAAUUA